GAUCAGAUCCGAAAAGUUCUCCCCACCGCUACUUCGGGCUGAUGAUUAUGACAAUUCCGACAGCAUGUGAAGGCAGCGCCUCCCUCCACAGGUUCCUCUCAUCACCGAGCAGCGUUUCAUUCAGGAGCACACUGACUGAGGUGCAGGCGGGCUACGGACAGUCUGAGAGUCUAACAUGGACUUCAAUGUGACGACAGACUUUAAGCUAGGCCACAUUAGGAAUUAAGUUGGCGUUUUUAUUCAGACGAGCGGCACUUUUUAACUUGACAAGUAUCAUUGCGCCAAACUUUCUCUGCGCUGUGAAAAUGCGUUACGAGCUGAGAGGAAGGAUGACGAUGACCCUGACCAAGACAGUUUAUCUGCUCACAGGACUGGUCAUUGUUUUCCAGUUACAGAUAAGCGUCAUCAAGCUUAAACCUGUACAUGGAGUCUACCCUACAGACACACAGGGGCCGUCUCUGCCAGAGGGAAGGUCGUAUGCAGUCGCGGGAAGCAACAAGCCCUGGGAAAGGAGCCCCAAGUCUGGGGCCCAUGGCUGGACUGCAGAUAGGAGGGGCCACUACAGAAACCAGCACCAACCAGAGGAGUCAGAUGCAGACCUGCUGAUGGAGGAGGGACACGACAGUGCUACACAGAUUGUAGACAUUGAUCACGCCUACUAUACAUCUAAAAUCCACGGGUCUGGAGACGCAGCCGGUAAAGAGCUGUGGGUGAAUGUCGAUGAGAUGGAAGAGGAUGAGUGGAAGGUCUCUGGCUUCCUGUCCAGCACCCACAGACAAGCUGAGAGAGUGAAUUUGUCCUUCGACUUCCCUUUCUAUGGUCAUAUACUAAAAGAAAUCACAGUGGCAACUGGAGGUUUCAUUUACACCGGAGAUAUAAUCCACCAGAUGCUCACAGCUACUCAGUACAUCGCCCCUCUGAUGGCCAAUUUUGACCCAAGUCUGUCCAAAAACUCCACUGUGUUUUACUUUGAUAACGGCACUGCACUGGUGGUUCAGUGGAACCGGAUUCACCUCCAGGACAAUAUCAGUCUGGGGACUUUCACCUUCCAGGCUGUUCUGCACAGCGAUGGGCGUAUCGUCUUUGCGUACAAAGAGAUUCCUUUAGACAUCAACGACAUCAGCACGGAAAAUCAUCCUGUCAAAGUGGGCUUGUCGGACGCUUUUGUGGUUCUUCAUGAGAUAGAGCAGAUCCCCAAUGUUCGUCGGAGAACAAUUUAUGAGUAUCACAAAGUCGACAUCCUCAAGUCCAAAAUCUCAAAUUCUACAGCUGUAGAGAUGCUACCUCUCCCCACGUGUCUCCAGUUCUCCAGCUGUGGUCCAUGUGUCACUUCUCAGAUUGGCUUCAACUGCAGCUGGUGCAGUCGGCUACAAAGAUGCUCCAGUGGCUUUGAUCGUAACCGGCAGGACUGGGUCGACCUCGGCUGCCCGGAGGAGAGAAAAGAUCCCAGAUGUCUCAAAAUGACAGACAUCGCAAACACCACAUCUCACCACCUCACACAUACGACCACUCCUGUCACGACCACAGUGCAGCAGAGGACCUCCAGUAUGACCUCCACCCCCCUGAGCAGGACAUCCGCUGUCACCAACCCCUCAACACGCAGCAACACAAGCAGAAUAAAAUCCACUUCACAGCUUCCCACCAGUAAACCUGCAGAAGAUGACACAAAGAUCUCUUUGCACAACAAUGAAACACCAGGAAAUGAGGAGACAACAGGAGCUAGUGAUGGGCGGCCGCAGACUGGUCUACUGGCGGGCAUCGUCAUGGUGAUGAUUAUCAUGGGAGCAGCCGUCCUUCUGUCUGUCUACAUGUAUAACAAUCCGACCUCCAGCGCCAGCCUCUUCUUCAUGGAGCGGCGGCCGACCCGCUGGCCAGUCAUGAAGUUCAGGCGGGGCUCUGGUUGCCCUUCCUAUGCUGAGGUGGAGACUCCCGGUCAGGACAAAGACACCAUGGUGGUCAUCGACCCCAAACAGUCCUUUGUCAUGUCGGACAGAAGAGAGAGCGAACAGAAAGAAGGAUUCAUAGUUCCUGAUCAGAGGGAGCGCUUCCUGGUGUCAGAGAGCUGA
Molecule: messenger RNA, 2066 nt
Organism: Epinephelus fuscoguttatus (brown-marbled grouper)
Lineage: Eukaryota; Metazoa; Chordata; Actinopteri; Perciformes; Serranidae
Product: plexin domain-containing protein 2-like
Exons: 14
Coding region: 306-2066 (586 amino acids)
Source: RefSeq, a predicted model, not a curated record